UCUCUCUCUAAGAUGUUUGAGUUUGGGGAUGAACUAAUUAUUGACAGCUACAGGAUUCCAUGGCUGAUUUGGAUCCAACUACUAGCUAUGUUUCUUCUCGUUAUCCUCCUUUAUAUUUUCACCACCACCCCUUCCGAUCUACCCCUCCAUUUCUCCACCGCCACCUCCUCCGCCUCCGCUUCGCAGUCAUCCCCCGCCCUAUCUCGCUCUUUCAUCACUCCCGCCGCUGCAAACACUUAUCAGAAUUACAAGGUUACAGAAAAUGAAAUAAUAAGGGAGACAGGAACAAGCACAAGUGAAGUAGCACAAAGGGCAAAGAAACCGAAUGUUGGUGAGGGCCCCACCGCAGUAGAUGAGGAAAACAACAUGAUAUUGGAACAUUCAUAUCAUCCUUGUCAUCUUUUUGGGCUUGCAAAACAAGCUUUUCUCAAGUGUUUAGGGAUAGAUUCUGGACCUGAUAACUCUAACUCUACCAGAAAAAGACACAAAGAAAAAGAUGAAUGACAUGUAUACUCUUCUUCUUUCUCCCUUUCUUUCAAACUUCUUGUGAAUGUAUAGUAAUCUUCUCUUCUUUCAUCUAUUGUUCUCAUGAGCU
Lactuca virosa is the source of this 595-nucleotide messenger RNA. Lineage: Eukaryota; Viridiplantae; Streptophyta; Magnoliopsida; Asterales; Asteraceae. The record is from the annotation of a GenBank genome assembly.